AUGUUCGGAUGGCGCGUUGGUGCUCGUGUGGUUUUGCAUGACGUGCGAUUUCGUGGAUACGCAUUUGCAGGCGAGGUCUUGGUCAAUCGAAAUUUCCACGAGGCUACAAAAUGGAAUGGGAGCGAACAGAAUUUGUGCGUUUUCUUUUUGAAGGAAAUCACGGAUGAUACGAAGAUUCUUAAGACUCAGCAUAAUUCAAUCGAAUAG
Molecule: messenger RNA, 207 nt
Organism: Necator americanus (New World hookworm)
Lineage: Eukaryota; Metazoa; Nematoda; Chromadorea; Rhabditida; Ancylostomatidae
Exons: 2
Coding region: 1-207 (68 amino acids)
Source: RefSeq, a predicted model, not a curated record